GUUAGACCAGGAAAUCGGAAAGAAGCAGUAGUUGUUUAUUUAUUACUUUGUGGUUUUGGGACAUUCUCACUUUGGAUUAGGUCUUUUUGAUUGCCAUGUUGUUAUAAUCAAGAUCUCUCAUUCUGAUCACAACAUGGAGCACUGCAUGGAAUUCGGGUAAAAGCCAUAGCAUUGAUUGCAAUCCAUCAGUACGAUAUGUGAAACGCAUCAAGUAUCACGAGGAUUCCGUCGUCCAGAUUGAGAAUCUGUGGGGCCGAGGGGCGAUCAUGGCUGGAUUACCACUGGAUAAGUCUAUACUCAAAGUCUACUUGCCUAAUGGUGGCUUCAAUGUCGUCAAGUGUGGUGAUGCCACAGAAGUCAAGGACAUUGUGAAUGUUGUUGUUGGGCGGAUAGGUUCAAAUCUUGGUAGCGCUCUCGAUAACAAUGACAUUGUUAACGUAGUUGUCGGACGGAUAGCCUGUGGAGAGAGAAAAUGCAAAGAACUGUACGCUUUAUUCCUGCGCCAUGCCCCGACCAAGGAGGGGUGUUGGUUACACAGCGACCUCACCAUGUACCAAGUGCGGCAGAAGUAUGAGUCAGCACACCCGGAUGAUGAAUGGAGGUAUGAAUUACGGAUACGAUACUUACCCCGUAGUUUUAAAGAUAUGCUCGCCAAAGACAAAGUCACAUUCUUUUAUUUUUUUGAUCAGUUAUGGACAGAUUACAUUGCCAAGAUAGCAGAUACAGUUGACCACGAUAUAGCAGUGCGAUUAGGGUGCUUAGAAAUUCGCCGUUUCUUCAAAGACUUGCAACAAUCGGCACUGGAGAGGAAGUCCAACAUGGAAUACUUAGAGAGGGAUGUUGGCCUCAAGCGAUUUCUUCCCUUGUCAGUCAUAGAAAACACAAAACCGAAAGCUCUCAGGAAGCAGAUCCAGCAACAGUUCAAGCAAUGUUCUCCACUCAAGGAUGACGAAUGUGUUCUCAAGUUCUUUGAAACGUUAUUGACUGUCCACAAAUUUAACCAGGAAAAAUUUAAGUGUGCUUUGGGGUCUGGCUGGAUAUCAGUGGAUCUUGUGAUAGGUCCAAGUGUUGGAAUAAGCUACCUUACAGAAAAAGCAACAUCGCCGACCCACAUGGCUGAUUUCAGCCAAGUCCAAGCGAUCCAGACGUCUGCUAGUGAGAGUGAUCUGAAGGGCAUCUUGCAGCUGAAGAUAGCUGGAGCAGCUGAACCCCUCACCAUAACGUGUCCCACGCUGGCUGUGGCUGAAGACAUUGCUAACCUCAUUGAUGGGUACUGUCGGCUUGGGGAUCCAUUAAAGAUGUCAUUUUGGAAACGGAAAGCUACACGGACCAGGCACUUCUCCUUAGAAGGAGAGAGUCUUCCAAGAACCCCUCGCCAGAGUGUCCAGCGCUCAUCCAGUAGUUCUAGUCGUAGAGCAAGUGGCUCGUCAAGUCCAACAGAAAAAUUCUCAGACUAUGCAGAAAUUGUUGAAGAAGAGGGCGACUAUUCCACGCCAGCUGGUGAGAGAAUCCGCGACAUCAUGUCAAUCAUGGGCCUGCGUCAUUUACUUGAGCGCAGCAGAGCUCGAGAUUAUGAGAUCAUGCGAGGUGACAUAGAGUUGCAAGAGAUCCUAGGCGAGGGCCAGUUUGGAGAUGUACAUAAAGGUGUCUAUAUGGGAAGGGAUGGUCGUAAUCUAGCAGUAGCAAUCAAGACUUGUAAACUCGACAAUGAGGACAGUAUGGCUGAUAAGUUCCUUGAGGAAGCAUUUAUAAUGCAGCAGUUUGACCAUCCACACAUCAUCAAACUGAUCGGCGUGUGCACGGAGAGUCCGAUAUGGAUCGUGAUGGAACUGGCCAAGCUGGGAGAAAUGCGUGCAUACCUUCAGAACAAGAAGCAUCACCUCAACCUGGCCACUCUCAUCAUGUUUUCGUAUCAAUUGAGCACAGCACUCUCCUACUUAGAAAGUAAAAAGUUUGUGCAUAGGGAUAUUGCAGCCAGAAAUAUACUUGUAUCUUCCCAAGACUGUGUCAAAUUAGCUGACUUUGGCUUAUCUAGAUGGGUGGAUGACCAGAGUUAUUAUAAAGCCUCCAAAGGAAAGCUACCGAUCAAAUGGAUGGCACCAGAGUCCAUCAACUUUAGAAGAUUUACUACUGCUAGUGAUGUGUGGAUGUUUGGUGUGUGUAUGUGGGAGAUUCUCAUGUACGGUGUGAAACCAUUCCAAGGGGUGAAGAAUAAUGAUGUUAUUGGGAAAAUUGAGAAUGGCGAGCGACUCCAACUGCCCGACAGCUGCCCUCUGUCACUUUACAAGCUGAUGUGUCAUUGUUGGUCCUACGAGCCUUCCUUGAGACCUGCAUUUAGUGAACUAAAGGGCAGAUUGCAGGAAAUUCAUAUAGAGGAGCAAUAUCAAAUGGAGGAAUCGUCGAGACGAGACCAUCGACGGGUGCUAGCUAUGUCAUGGGUCUCAAAUGGAUCAGAGGAUGAUUUACCUCCACCUAAGCCUCCCAAGCCCAGCUUCAUGUCGUCAUCAGCGUCUGGUUCAACGCCCAACCUCCACGUGAACAAUAGUCUUUCUACUCCACCCAACUGGGGCAGCACAUCACAUCUCCUGGCUGGCAACAACCACAACCUGGAUGAUGCAAUCGGUGCUAGUGCUGCUAGUGGGCCGAUCUAUGCUACGACAAACGCCCACCGUGGUGGCUACCCCAACAACAUUCCUUCAGGUUAUGCAAUGGCGCAUAACAGCAGCGGUAAUAGUAGUGGUCACCAGACACCACCACUUGGACGAUCCCUUACCCACGAGGAAAGAGAUGAAUUGGAGCGAAACCAACUGCACCAUCAACAGAGAAUGGAAACGCUCGAAAAGCGACUCUUAGAACAAAGAUUACAAAUCCAGCAGCAACAAUCAAAAGAAGAUUCCCGAUGGUUACGAAUAGAAGAAGAGAAAUUGGUACCUGUGAGUAGCGGUGGUACGCCCAUCGCGAACCCUGGGGGUAUCCCCUCCUCGGUCCCUGGCCACGUUCAGCUGCAGCGAUCUGUUGAUAUCCCUGAUCGACCUCCACUUCGACCUUCCCCUAGUGAAGACACGGGGAGUGAUGCCACCAGUUCUCCUCCACCUAAUACACCAACCCAUCGACCACGGCUAGAAAAUCAUGGCUCAUUUUCAUUCUCUGCUGAUAGCUCAGGUAACUCUGAUUCUGGUGAAGGAUCUCAGGGGGCACAAAAGAAGGGUCAACCCGUUGAGUCUCCACCUACAGCUGAUUUGGACAGAUCUGGUGAUAAGGUGUAUGAAGCCACUGUGAGUGUGGUCAAGGCAGUCACUGACAUGAGUAAGGGGGUGCACCUUGCUAGGGCAAGCAGUUACGUCGAUUUAGUCAAGAAAGUUGGGUUGGAGUUGCGAGUUUUGUUGGCGAGUGUUGAUGCACAUAUACAUGAGUUACCACAGGAGAAUCAUCAUGAGAUCACCAUGGCCCACAAGGUGCUGAGUUCCGACAUGGCCGAACUCAUCAAUGCAAUGAAACUCGCCCAACAGUAUAGCACAACAACUUUAGACAUGGAAUACCGACGUGGAAUGCUAAAAGCUGCACAUGUACUUGCUGUGGAUUCUAAAAACCUUCUGGAUACGGUAGACAAGGCACGUAUUGGGACCCGACUUAACGACUCCUCUAGCUGACGGCCACCGUGAUGGACUAUUUUACUGCCUGUUAGUUGAGACACAGUCAUUAUGGGGAUAAUUUCGUACUUGUUAGAGACAUUCUUUGUAUAUUUUAUAAAUAUCUGAUUUAAAUAGCUAUUUUAUAAAAGCUUGGUAGAAUUUCUUUCAAGAUGUAGAUCAGCAAGGGAGGCAUUUAUCAUUGUUCAAGGUACAACUUUGGAGAAGGUCAGUCCAAGACAACUUGAACAAACGUGUUAUGCAGAGGUGAUUUGGGGAAUGUUCUUUUCGAAAAUUGGUGCAAUCUCAUAUUCAGUAUGGCAGCCAUUUUGAAUAUGGUUUUCAUUGAGCUCGGGGCGAACACCUCAUCUCGUCGAGCCAAUUUUUCUUGAGUGUGUUGAAAGUGAUCAGGUGAUGGUUCUUUCAAGAUUCCCACGAUUUAUGGCGACCAGUUAUCUGUAGACCUUCCCUAGACUAGUUAUCAUCACCCGAGUCGCUUCCUACAAAUCUGAUGUAACAUUUCUGACUGCUUAUAUAUUGUUAAUGACUGAUUUGCAAAGAAGUCCCUUCUUAGGGUGCGUGACAUUUCCAUGGAGAUUGUUAGUGAUGUCUUAAAAUAAUGUUGAGUGAAAUGCACUGGUUUAGCAAUUUUGACAAAAGAUGUGAUCAUCGUAACAUAAGCUACUGAGAGUAAUUAUUUUGAUAGCAAUACCAUGCUUUUGGAAUAUAAUUCGAUUCAGAACUUCUCGACUCUGUAAAUAUGUAAACUAUUUUUUGUAUGAAAUGGACUAUUUUUUUGUUUAUUUGAAGUGGUGUUUUUGCUGUGAGCAUGUUUUUGUUUUAACUAUUCUCGCCCGUGAAACAUUUGAAGAGGAAGGUGUCAUGGGGAAUGAUUCAGGUAGGCUUUCAUCAGUGUUUAUGAAUCUUGUUCUAGCACACCAGUUAUUUCCUGAUUCUUUCAUGAUAAACACUUUCUAAAAUUGAGUUGCGCUGCUGUCUGUGGAUUAAAAUGACAGUUGAAAAUUGUUAAAUUUCAAACCUCAAGCGAAAAUCCAUGAAUCUGAUUGGUUGAUUAAGGUUACGUGAGUGGGCAACAUUUCGAUAUGUUGUUUCAUUGGCCCCACAAAUGCAAUGCAACACCUUUGGCCACCUUAUAAGAGAAAGUUAUUUUCGUGGGCAUCAUUUCGAUAUGUUUUUUCCUUGGCCCCACAAAUGCAUGAUGUAACACCUUUGGCCACCUUAUAAGAGAAGAUUAUUUUAUCGGGCUUGAUGGGUAUAGAUUCGGUAUAUAUAAAAAAUAUAAAAAAUGGUGCCCUUGUUUGUCGGGCGAUAUACCGAAAUGUCAUCCCGAGGAAACAUUGUUGACAGAGGCGGCUCUCCAUUGCGGGCUCCAUUUUUAUAAUGAAACAUGCCAUGCCAAGUUUGUUGUUACAGACGUCUGGCUGUCGUGGAAAAACAACACAUUAAUCUAUGAUGAGUCUUGUGGGCGUGCUUUGACCCAUCCACUUAUUUGCCAGCUGUAAUUCUUACAGGGUCGGUGAUUUACAAAAGUUUCCCCUUGACAGUGUUGGUAAAAUGCACAAAUUUUGGAAAAUAUAACAUAUAUGCUUAAGAAAUGUACUUAAAUACAAGCUGCAGAAAAUUCAAAUCAUCUGUGACUAUCUUUGCCAGCUCACUUAUACAAGGUGAUUUAUAAAAUUUAGCCAAUACAUGUACAAAUUGGGGAUCAUAAAAUCCUCAAAUUGUUGUAUUUUCAAAAGACGGUUCUGGAUAUGGAGAUACAAAAGAACUUCUCUAUUAAGGACAUCCGUGGGACUGAUAGAAUGCUGUUCUCAAUUGAGAGGUGUCUUAAUAACAGAGGUAAAGUUUAAUAGAAAUGAUCAAUCUGGGACCAAAUCCAGUGUCCCAAAUAGAGCGGGUGUCCUUAGUAGACCAUGCAUCUGUUAUGUAUAACAUUAUGAUUAUAAAAAAUAUUUAUAAUGUUUUCUCAAAAUUUAUAUCCUCAUCGAAACAAAUUGUAUCAAUUAUUUAUUUAAUAAAAGAUUGCAUUAUUUCUCAAAUAUGGGGUCUAUUUUAAAUUAACCUUAAUAAAUAUGAACAUUCUAGUGUCAGUUGAAAUAUUUCAUGUUUAGUGAUGAAUAUAUUGCCAAAUUGAUAAUGAUCAUUUCUAUUCUGAAUAAUUAAUUUUUGAAACAAAACAUAUUGCACUGUUACUUUGUGAUAGGCCUACCCCAGAUUAGGGCCAUACAUGUGUAUGAUUUAGUGAGUGAAUUGAAAUGAGUUGAACCUGAGCUUGCAGUGGAUGCUCGAUGGCCUACUUCCCUAAUUUCAUUGAUACCUGGGAAGCGACUAUAGCAAAAGUACAUAAGGACUGUUACUUGCUAGACCCCCCUUCCCUUCUGAGAAACUAAAAAGGGCAACUUUUAGCCUCUGCUAUGGACUUGAAAAAAGUCAUUUUGUCUGUUUUUGAAUGAGGCCACUUGGCAGUAUGACCAGCUUGCGAGAGAAUGUUCAUCUCUACAAAUUUGCUGGCUCACCACCAAAGCUUACACAAUGUACCAACACCACCGAUAUCUUGAUGUCAUUACUUUUGUCGGACGUAUGUCAGGAUGUCUUGAUAUGAAGCAUCAUGACAUCGCCGAAAUGACUGUUUCCAACAGACGUUGUCAUGAGGUAUACUAACUGAGUUCUGUGUGCACACGCAAGGCCUCUAGAUUCAUUAUGCAUUUUCCCCUUCGUGAAAUUUUUGAAACACUGACCGCUUUAAAUAGAACCAAAGCUGUGGGUCUUAAAGAGUGUUCAAUGUUAAAUAAGGGUCUCUUUGAUUUCAAAAAAUAUAAAUUGCCAAACAAUUUGCAGUGAAUUUAUAAUUGGAGUUCAAAUGUGGGAAAGGUGCUGUUUUGGUGGGGAAGUCCCGCAGUUGGCCCUAUGUUCAUGAUAUAUAUGUCUGCAAAUUAUUGCUAACCUGCAUCUUAUCAGAUGGUGACAUGUCAUGUUACCUCCAAUCAUGAGUUUGGCUUUGUGUCGUCCGAGAUGAAUCGGAAACUAUUGUUAUAAAAGAUGUAAUCUCAGUUGAAAUGGACACAGUGCCAUAUUACAUGUUGCCCAGUGCUGAGGCGAAAAAAUUUUUAUGUCUUGUUUUAUAGUGAACCCUCCGACAUGAAAAAGUGCCAAUUUCAAAGAAUUUUAAAAAAAAAGGAAUUUCCCGAACACCGUCUGAAAAAACUGCUAAUUUCAUGAAAAAUUGGUAUUUUUAUGAAUUUCCAAAAAAAAUUUCUUUAUUUUUAUUCCGCCCUCCUCUACACCAUGUUUUGUGCAUAAACAAGACCCCUAAUUGAGGCAAGACAUAAAGAGAUCGAUGCAUUUAAGACUUUUCAGAACAAAAUUUGAUUAAAAAAAUGAAUUUUUAUUUUUUCCUCAGCCCAAACAUUUUGGCUUACCCGUUUUGUAAAAGUGAUAUCUAGGCAAAAAAUAAAGAUUUAUUUCUAUUUUUUCCCGACCUCCUCUGAAGGUCUUUCUGAACAUUAGUUCGCUUAACAAGGCAUUUAAAAAAUCUCGCCUAAGACAGGUGAUUUUUCUUUGAAUUGUAUGCCUGGUAAUAUAUGUUGAAUCCUUCAUGCAUCCUCCGUGGUAUGAUAACAACAUGAGUCUGUAUAGCAUUAGUUUAAGCAUUGAGUUAACCCAGUGCAUUUAGUUUCAAAGCUAAUUUCCUUAUAUUUGUACAUUACUGGAGGUCUGGUUCGACUUAUUUAGAAUGCACGUCACCUCCAGGUCUUAAAUGUUACUUAAUGUUACCCUGUUAUGGAUGUGAACUUGAGAGGUGUUUAUAUUCUAUUGUUAGUGGUGUUUUUCUCUGAAAGGACAUCUUCCCUGGCUAUGCAAGGUGUCUGCUGAAAUUGUACAGAAUAAUUAUUCAAUCACUUUUGUUAUUGAACGACGUGAACUAAACAUGUAUGUGUUAUAUUCGGGGAAGGAAUAAAUCAUGAAAUUGUAAA
Lineus longissimus is the source of this 7624-nucleotide messenger RNA. Its product is annotated as focal adhesion kinase 1-like. Lineage: Eukaryota; Metazoa; Nemertea; Pilidiophora; Heteronemertea; Lineidae. Gene Ontology annotation, cellular component: focal adhesion; cytoskeleton. The record is from RefSeq and is a predicted model, not a curated record. Gene Ontology annotation, biological process: protein phosphorylation; signal complex assembly. Gene Ontology annotation, molecular function: ATP binding; protein tyrosine kinase activity. Bases 267 to 3650 code for a protein of 1127 amino acids. The transcript is spliced from 27 exons.